AUGGAGAGCCCGGAUUUCCUAUUUUAUACUUUACACGCAAUGGGCGCUGUCACUUGUCCCCUCCAAAUUCUCGGUAUCUAUUGCAUUUUGUAUAAAACUCCACACGCAAUGAGUUCGGCCAAAUGGGUGCUGCUUAACGCUCAUAUUUGGUCUCUUAUAUUUGAUAUAACAAUAACUGAACUAAUCAUCACAUUUCUAGUUUUUCCAGUUAUUGGAGCAGUUCCAUUAGGAAUUUUAACAAAGUGGCUCGAUGUUCCCAUUGGUUUCCAAGCUUAUUCGAUAUGGACAAUUUUAUUCAGUAACUGAUCUGAAAUCGGUCUUGGUCUCCGACAUGUUGAUCUUCGAAAACAGGUACUAUCAAUUAUUUGGGAAACAUAAAACUUGGCGUCACUUUCGAAUACCAAUGAUUGUUAUAAAUUACGGAGUUGUUGCAACUUUUAUGUUACCUACAUACUUGAGCAUUCCUGAUGAUCAGUUAAAAGCUAUUGAUAUAGCAUUCAAGCAAAUUCCAAGCCUCCCUACCGAGCUCCAUGAACUCCAUGAACUUCUUCAUUUGGGCAAAAGAUUAUCAAGUUUUUUUGAAAUCCCUACUUUUCAUCACUAUCUUCGAGCUAAUUCAAUUCGUUCCCCUAAUUAUGUUAACCGAUUGGAAUGUGAGGACAUCUAUCAGAAAAUCAACGCAAUCACGGCAGACAAUGCAGCUCCAGCUGAAAUUUCUAAUGACUCUUUAUGCACAGAGCGGUGCGUUCUUCCUGGCUUGUUUCACUCCUUACGUUUAUAUAUUGUAUCCUUGUUUUACUAAUUAUUACAAUCCAAUUGCAAACAACUACAUAUUCAUUUUCGUGGCGUCUCGCGGGUCUAUGUGCACUUUAAUCCUGCUCUUCGCAUACAAACCGUAUAAAAGAGCAGUUAUCAGUAUUUUUCGGAGACUAUUACCCUCUUGGUGUUCGACGCAACCAGUUGCAAAUUGGAUUGGAACAAUUAUAAUAUCGAAUCAGAACACUUCACUUUAUUGAAA
Molecule: messenger RNA, 1018 nt
Organism: Caenorhabditis elegans
Lineage: Eukaryota; Metazoa; Nematoda; Chromadorea; Rhabditida; Rhabditidae
Source: the annotation of a RefSeq genome assembly